AUGGCUGAACACGACACGGAUAUUAACGUUCAUAAGGCCGGUGAAACAACAGUUCAUCGCCGCGUGUCUUUACCCUCGCCGAAGCCCUUUGAUGGGAAGACAGAAUCGUGGCCACGUUGGAGACAAUGUUUCAACAGGUUUCGUUCUUGCACAGGUCUGCUGAACAAGUCACAGUCAGAGCAGGUCAGUACUCUACUGUACACUAUGGGGGAGGUAGCCGACGACAUCCUCACGACUUUAUCAGUCGAAGAAAGCACCGCUACAUACACAGAAGUGAUAGAGGCAUUUGACACUCACUUUGAUGCACGCAAGAAUAUCAUUUUCGCUCGUGCAAAAUUCAACAAACGCACUCAGUUACCGGGACAGAGUGUCAAUAUAUUCAUCCAAGACUUGCACAGGUUCGCAAAUGACUGCAGCUAUGGAGCCCUCAAAGAUGAGCUCAUAAGAGACAGAAUAGUUGUCGGAGUAAGGGACGAUGACCUGUCCAAACAGCUCCAAUUGAAGCUCAAGCUCACCCACGACGAGGCUAUACAAAUAAGCCGACAAGCUGAAGCUCGUGAUGAAAGCCAGACACUCGUGCAAUCUCGAGUUGAGCUAGUCACAACAAAACCACACAACAUGUGUAGUGCGUCGGGUGCUUCAAGGCAUCUGCACAAACCAUACACUCCACACACAGGUUCCAAGAGACCUUGUGGAUACUUUGGUCGCCUCCCUAGCCACAAACGAGACGCCUGCCCUGCCAAGUCAGCAUGUGUAAAGCUGGGUCUCAUUGCCAGAAUCAAUGCAGUCCACGAGACAUCUUCUGAUUUCAAAAGAGAGUUCCCUGAUGUCUUCAAAGGACUAGGACAACUGAAAGACCCAUACAUGAUCAAGCUACAAGAAGGCGUUGAUCCUGUGUGCUUGUACCCAGCACAAAACGUAGCACCACACCCUCUACUGCCAAAAGUCAAGACGGAAAUUGACCGAAUAUUGGCUGAAGGCGUGAUCUCGCCCGUAACUGAGCCCACAGAAUGGUGUUCCGGCAUGGUUGUUGUGCCAAAGAGAAACGGCUCAGUUAGAAUAUGCGUGGACCUCACCAGUCUAAACAAGGCAGUGCGACGAGAAGUCCAUCCUCUUGCAUCCAUAGACGAACAGCUUGCCAAGUUUGCAGGGUCUACAGUAUUCACUAAGCUGGAUGCGACAAGAGGAUUCUGGCAAAUCCCUCUCCAUCCAGACUCCAGAAGGUACACUACCUUCAUAACACCAUUUGGGAGAUUCUGCUUUAACCGUCUUCCUUUCGGCAUAUCCUCAGCCUCAGAAAUCUUCCAAAAGAAAAUGUGUAACAUUCUGGACGGCCUUCCAGGUGUCAUUUGUCACAAAGAUGACAUUCUCAUUCAUGCAUCUGAUCAGGACACUCACACUCACAAUAAGUGA
Aplysia californica (California sea hare) is the source of this 1413-nucleotide messenger RNA. RefSeq lists its product as uncharacterized. Bases 1 to 1413 code for a protein of 470 amino acids. NCBI's taxonomy places the organism in Eukaryota, Metazoa, Mollusca, Gastropoda, Aplysiida, Aplysiidae. The transcript has 2 exons. The record is from RefSeq and is a predicted model, not a curated record.